Molecule: messenger RNA, 1182 nt
Organism: Serendipita indica DSM 11827
Lineage: Eukaryota; Fungi; Basidiomycota; Agaricomycetes; Sebacinales; Serendipitaceae
Source: the annotation of a GenBank genome assembly
AUGGCAAGGUCGGUCGAUUCAGCAAACCCGCUGUUCCCAAGCAAGCAUACCACAUUGACCGCAUCCAUUACCAAGGUCAUGGCUCUGAAGGGUGGGGGAAGCUUCAUCGACUAUGCACAGAUCGACAAAGCACCAGAGGAGAAGGCUCGUGGUAUCACUAUCAACUCGACACACGUCGAGUAUGAGACGGACAAACGCCACUAUGGUCACAUCGACUGCCCGGGACACGCCGAUUAUAUCAAGAACAUGAUCACUGGUGCUGCGCAGAUGGACGGCGGUAUCAUUGUCGUAUCUGCGACCGACGGACAAAUGCCGCAAACUCGUGAGCAUUUGCUCCUCGCCAAGCAAGUCGGCAUCAAAAAGCUUUGCGUGUUCAUCAACAAGAUUGAUGUGAUUGACGACCCAGAGAUGCUCGAAUUGGUUGAGAUGGAGAUCCGAGAGCUCUUGACGCAAUAUGGUUACGAUGGCGAGAACACCCCAAUUAUCAUGGGGUCGGCACUUGCUGCCCUCGAGGGUCGUGACAAGGAGAUUGGACAGGACAGAAUCGAGAAGCUUUUGCAAGCUUGUGAUGAGUGGCUGGAGGUACCACCACGUGACCUCGACAAGCCCUUCCUCCUCCCUAUUGAGGAUACCUUCUCGAUCGCUGGACGUGGCACCGUGUGCACCGGAAAGGCUGAGCGAGGCGUGAUUACCAAGAAUCAGGAAGUCGAAAUCGUUGGAAUGGGCGCGAAGAAUAUGAAGACCAUAGUUACUGGCAUUGAGAUGUUCCAUAAGGAGUUGGACCGCGGAGAAGCUGGAGAUGAUAUGGGUACUCUGCUUCGUGGUAUUAAGCGUGAGCAAGUACGACGAGGAAUGGUCAUUGCUGCCGUUGGUUCGAUCAAGUCGCACACCAAAUUCCUGGCACAAAUCUACGCUCUAACAAAGGACGAGGGUGGGCGGUAUGCACCGUUCCAUGAUGGAUAUCGACCUCAGCUCUUCAUCCGUACCGCCGAUGUGACUGCAACACUCAACUUCCCCGAGGGUACAGCGGAUGCACACGAAAAGAUGGUCGUCCCUGGCGACAACGUCGAGUUGGCCGUUUCCACGCAUACGGAUGUCGCGCUAGAAAUUGGUUCACGGUUCACAUUACGUGAGGGUGGCAAGACAAUCGGUACCGGUAUUGUCACCAAGAUCAUCGAAUAG